GCGCAUAGGGAGGCGGUUUCUUUGAACCCAAUUCAGGAAGUAAAUUUCAAGUAAAGCCAAAUUUGUUCUGUUUUGCUUAUUAAAUAAGGAAUGUCCUCCGGAUUUAAUUGAUCUUUCUUUGGGAGGUACUGCAGCCAUGCUGGACGAGGGGGACCUGGAUGCGCUCUUGGCCUCUAAGGAGAGGGAGUGGAAGGAGCUGCAGGCCAAGCGCGUUCAGCAGUUGGAGGAAGCACUGCGGGACACCAGAGCUCAGCUGACCACGCAGGGGGAAGUGUUUCAGCGACUGAAGGAGGACUUUGAAUUCAACCUGCGGGUCCUGGAGGAGAGAGACCGGGAGCUGGAGCGCUAUGACGCCAUGGCCGCCCGCCUGCACUCUGUGGAGAGCGCCAGGCGGGCCGAAACCAGCGAACUGCGAAUUCAAAUCGACAAGCUGCAGGAGGCCGUUUCUGCCGAGGCCAGGAAACGGGAGGAGCUGCAGAGGCUGUACCAACAGAGAGUUGCUGAACAGCACCUCCAGCUGGAGACAGUACAGAGCGCGAAGGGCCAUGAAAUUGAGAGACAUCGGGAGGAGUACGAAAGCCUGAAACAUGAGCUUGAGCGCAAGAUUCAGGAAGUGGAAGGGGAGCUCGCUUUACAGAAACAGGAGCUGAUGGUGGAGUUUGACAGUGAAAUGAAACGCAGGGAACAUGAAUUCAUUCUGAGGAUGGAUGAGAUGAGCAACGUUGUUCUGUCUCAUGAACUCAAGGUUAAAUUACUGACCAAGGAACUGGAGGUGCACACCAAGGCCCACAGCGAGGCAGUGGAGGCUCUCCAAGCUUCAGAGGAGCUCUAUCGGGAUGCACAGAAAGAGAUCAAGCGCAGAGAGUGGGACAUCAAAGACAUCUCUGCUGUAAAGGAUGCUCGACUGAAGGAGCUUGAGGAUAAACUAAGUGUAAUGGAAAUGAACCGGAAAAAAGAAGAAGAAAUAUUCAACAGAAAACAUGAGGAGCUGGAUCGCUGUGCGAGGGAGAGGGAGGCAGCCCUGGUGGCGGUGCGGGAGGCCCAUGCUGAGCAGCUCCGAGACAUGGAGAACAAGAACCGGGAGCUGCAGACCGACCUGGACACCCUGCUCAUGGAGAAACGCAGGCUGGAGUGGAGCCAUGCUGAUGCGUUGAGGGAGAAAGAAGACCAGAUCGAGAAACUUCGGGGGGAGCUGGAAACAACACGAGCUGGAUGGGACGCCUAUAUUGCCCAAGUCUCCAAGGAAACCGUUUCUAAGGACAUGGAGCUCCAGGCCCUGGGAGAAAGGGAGUCCAGGCUGAAAACAGAAUUGCAGCGAUACAAGGAGGAUGUGGAGAGGUACAAGCAGCAGGUGACCCGCGGGGUGGAGCGCGAACGUGGCCUGGAGCAGGCCCGGGUCCAGGCUGAGCUGGACUGGCAGAGGCGCUGUGAAGAUGCAGAGCAGGUGCAAUACGCAAAAAAUGAAGAGCUGAUUCAGGGACUAACUCAAGCCAGAGACCAGGUAACAGCUGAGCUGCGUGAGAAGGAACGUGAGCUGCAGGAUAUGAGUGCGUUUCUGCGCAGUGUGACUUUGGAGAGAGACCAAGCAUUGGCUGCCCUGAGCAAGAAUGGGCUUCCCAGCAGAGAGAGACAGCUGCAGGCGGGAGAAGGCAGCAGCUUCCCCUCGGAUGAGAUCCGCCGGCUGCAGCAGCAGAACGCCAGCCUGCGUGCCAUCAUUGCUGGGAUGAGGAAGGACAUGGAGGCCCUGAGUGAGCAGAUACCUGUCCCCCCUGCUGCUCCCAAGACCCCACGUGGCACUGAGCCUGUGAAGAGCCCAGACAGUCCAGGGAGUCCGUUUAUUCCGGAGUACACCAAGUCACUGGAGGAGGAGGUAAAGGAGCUGAAGAAAAAAUACAGGAGUUUGGAAGAACAGCUGGAGGAGGCACAGAGGGCUCCCAGUCAGCCCCCAGCCCCUGGCCUGGCACUUCCAGUGAGUGCUGAUAAUGCCUAUCUCCAAAACCACAUCCGCACUCUUAAUGAAAUAAUAGGGGGGCUCCGAGCAGAGAAAGUGUCCAGGUCUGCAGCUCUGAAGAAGCACGAGGUGAGGGUAGCCCACCUGGAGUCUGCCAUUUCUCAGCUCACACAGCAGCUCCUCACGAAGCAAGCGGAGACUGAUGAGCUGCGCUUCGAGCUGGCCAAUCAGAGGAAGCGGAGCGGGGCGGAGGAGGCGGGGCUACGGCAGCGUGUGGUCGCAGUGGAGAUGGAGUUGGCGGAGGCGAGGCGAGAGGCGGAGGAGUACCAGAGGGGCAGUUUGCUGCAGAACCUGGAAGCUGUGUCCCUGGGGAACCAGGUCUCUGCUUUGAAACUGGACAUUGCAAGCCGGAGAGAGCCUAUCAUUGUUGAACAGAGCGAGAUGGUGAAACAGCUACAGGAUGAGAACCUUCGAUUGAGGCAGCUUCUUGUGGCAGAGCGCCCUGAAGCAGGGUUGUUUGGGAAAGAGAGAGUCAGCGUGCCCGCGCUGCGGUCCAAACUGAAACAAGCUGUCCGCUACAUCUCUCAGCUGACCCGCGACAAGGAGCAGCUGAUCGAGAUGGGGAACAGAUUGAGGGCCCAGCUGGCUGAUGCGGGGUUGAGUGGCCAUCAGUUCCCGAGCUCUACAAAUAAACCCACUGAAGUUCUCGUCCCUUCAGUCUCAGAAUCUCACUCCAUGAAAAGUACAACCCAAGACCCACAGAACCGCCUGUUUGCUCUUGAGCAGCUCCAGUACCAGCUUACCACACAGGAACUGCAGUAUGCUCAGCGAGAGCAGUAUAAAAAGACCCCUAUAGUUGUACGUUACAACUUGUCAGACAGUGAAAGUGGGGACAAAAUCAGGAUUAAUAAUCCAUGGGAUCAGCAUUCAAAGUCUGACCUCAGUAAGGAGAAAAAAGCUAAUCCUCCGCAUUUUAAGAACAAUGUCAGAAGCAGGAAGGAGAACACACCUCCAGCUUCCAGCCAUUCACAUAAACCGCACCAGGUGGAGCCAAGCCAAACAUGUCCUGAAGGGAGGCCACACUCUGACCAGUCACAGCUCUUCAUAUCAUCUCUGGGAACUGACAGUACUCUGCAAGAUGUCUGGCAGAUGCUGGACAGAGGCUUGAGUUCCUCUGGCUCCACACCUCAGGAGGGUUUUGAGAGAGUGCCUGGUGUGAGUGUGGCUGGGGCCGAAGAGGCAGUCCGAGGACCCAGCAUCCCUGUUCUAGAAGAUUCUGUGAGAGUCCAGGGGAAGAGAGCAGACCUUCAGCCGAGGAAGACUCCUGGGAAAUCAUCUGAGCCCAGCCAGAAACACAAACAACACAGCAAAACUCCAAAGAUCAGAAAUUACAACAUAAAAGACUGAAAGGAAAUUGAUAUAAUUUAUUUCAACACCAUCAGCACAACUAUAUUUGUAUUGUAAAUUACAUGUACAGACUGUGUGGUACAAUUUGUUUUUCACAGUCUUGUGUUCACAACUCAUCAAAUGGCAAUCUAGAAGUCUGUACUGUCCAUAAAUUCGGAAAGGAUCAUGGUGAACAGUUAUUACAGAAAUGUUUUGAACGAUUAAGAAAAAAUAGGGAAUCCGUGAAAUUUACAUAAAGCAUUUGAAGUUGAGAAAUUUCAUUUUUAUGUACAGUCUUUUGGAUAAUAGAUUGAUUUCUGUUUGUACUUCUGAGAGUUGUAAGGGACUGAAAUAGUAUGCAGAAACUCUAGAGCUUCUGUGUGCAGAGACUGGGCUUUAUACCAAAGCAAAUGAUGUUAGCUAAUCUUGAACUGACAGCACACUGGUCUUUGAGCUGUGGCCUGACUUCUCUCAAUACCAUGUUAGAUUUCAAAUUCCUGACUUUUUCUGUGCUUAUUUUAGUGCCAGUACUUUCUUACAACAAAACACAUAUGCUUUAAUUGUGUAUUAUAUUUAAUAUAUCCUUUUUUACUUCAAAAUAACUUGUAAAAUAAAUAUCAGCGCUGAUUAAGAAAUUCUCAAAGAUUGUAUUUUAUAUGCAUUUCAGAUUCAUCAUUGUGAAUUAGAAUUUCUACAAAUUUAAAUCAUAACCUGUCUAACCCUACUGUUUUGCUUUUUCUAUUUUGGCAAUUCACAUAUUUCUUCAUAACCUAAAUGCUUUAUACACUGUAUUUAAAAAUUGUUGCACAGUUCACGCCAGUAGAUCUAAAUGGACUUUUAAAGUGAUAGUAGAAAUGUACUAAAUUAGGAAUGAACAACUCCAGUUCUUGGGGGCAGGUACUUUUACUUUAGCUAUUAAUUAAAAUCCAGAAAGUUAGUGAUCAAGGGCUUUAUCUGAAUUAGUAGUUCAGGUUUCAAAGACCAUGAGAUGAGGAGUGAAAAUCUUGUGGGCCUCCUGGCCUGGGUUUGUUCAUACCUGAUGUACAUGUUGAAAAUAGUUUAUUCCAUUGUUUUUCAGCCAUUUUUCAUUUGGUCAGAAUGCUUCACCAGUUGGGUUUUCUAUGGACUACACCAAUGAUCAGUCUUCCCUAGUCAAAAUGCUUUAGAAUUUGGAUUACAAAUGAACAAAAUCUUUUGUUUGAUAGAUUAAUUUUUCCUUUUAAAAUAAAUUCAAAUAGGGGCAGCUUUCCCAG
Messenger RNA from Lepisosteus oculatus (spotted gar), 4590 nucleotides. It is a transcript of the gene ccdc57, whose product is annotated as coiled-coil domain containing 57. NCBI's taxonomy places the organism in Eukaryota, Metazoa, Chordata, Actinopteri, Semionotiformes, Lepisosteidae. Gene Ontology annotation, cellular component: spindle microtubule; centriole; centriolar satellite. Gene Ontology annotation, biological process: centriole replication; positive regulation of mitotic cell cycle; microtubule nucleation. The record is from RefSeq and is a predicted model, not a curated record.